Aspergillus melleus is the source of this 5559-nucleotide messenger RNA. Its product is annotated as DNA-directed RNA polymerase I subunit RPA1. Gene Ontology annotation, biological process: DNA-templated transcription. Gene Ontology annotation, cellular component: RNA polymerase I complex. NCBI's taxonomy places the organism in Eukaryota, Fungi, Ascomycota, Eurotiomycetes, Eurotiales, Aspergillaceae. The record is from RefSeq and is a predicted model, not a curated record. Gene Ontology annotation, molecular function: DNA binding; DNA-directed RNA polymerase activity. The coding region runs from base 711 to 5216 and encodes 1501 amino acids. The transcript has 3 exons.
GCCCCAGAAAGGACCACCACAGUUCAAAGCGUCGCUCGUCGUUCGUCGCUCGUCGCUCAAGGAGCUGCAGGAAAUUAUGGCGACCUUCGCACGUCCUGUGGCCUCCGCCAUCUCGGGGGUUGACUUUGGGGUCUACAACGAUGCGGACAUCAAAGCUAUCUCUGUAAAGCGAAUCCACAAUACGCCGACGUUGGAUUCCUUCAACAAUCCGGUUCCUGGUGGAUUGUACGAUCCGGCCAUGGGAGCGUGGGGUGAUCAUGUCUGUACGACUUGUCGCUUGAACUCGUGGUCUUGUACCGGUCACCCUGGACAUAUUGAGCUUCCGGUCCAUGUUUACAAUGUUACGCAUUUCGACCAAUUGUAUCGUCUACUUCGAGCGCAAUGUGCUUACUGCCAUCGCUUCCAAAUGCCCCGAACCCAACUUAAUGUCUACACCUGCAAAUUGCGACUGCUGCAAUAUGGAUUGGUUGACGAAGCAGCUGUUAUCGACUCUUUGGGCAAAAAGAAAGACAAGAAGCAGGGAAAGGAUGACGACGGUUCCAGCAGCGAGGAUGAAGAUGAGGAUGAUCUGAUCGCGAAAAGAAACAACUACGUUCAAAAAGCCAUUCGGGAGGCCAAGGCCGCGGGUAAACUGGCCAACCUCAUGGCGGGCAUCAAGAAUCCCAUUGCUUCGGAAGAGAGACGUACUUUGGUCAAGGAGUUCUUUAGAGAUGUUGUCAGCAUUAAGAAGUGUGCCACUUGUAAAGGGUAUGUAUUGCGACAGCCCGAGCACCCCGCAUGAAUUCUUUCCAGGCUUGUCAGCAGUUAUUGACAAACAGUCAAGAGUAUCUCCAGGAUUCCGAAGAGAUCGGUACUCGAAAAUCUUCCGAAAACCCUUGCCCGAGAAGAUGAGACUUGCUAUGGUACAGGGUGGAUUCCAGGCGCCAAACUCCCUUGUCCUCGUUCAACAAGCCAAAAAGUCCAAUUUGAAAGAGAAGCAGGCUCUUGCGAACGGUACCUCGGAUAAUGUCAGCGUUACGGAGACUCAUGGAGCAGAGGAAGAAGUUGCUCGUGGGAAUGCCGUCAUCUCCGAGGAUGAAAGCAAGAGACAGGCCGGUGAUGGUGGGCAAUACAUGCCCUCCCCGGAGGUCCAUGCCGCGAUCACCCUGCUCUUCGAGAAAGAGGGGGAAAUUCUUAAUCUUCUUUAUAACUCUCGACCUCUAUCGAAGAAAGAAUCGCAAGUCAGCGCAGACAUGUUCUUCAUCAAGAACCUAUUGGUGCCGCCAAACAAGUAUCGCCCGGCUGCUCCCCAGGGACCCGGCGAGAUUAUGGAGGCCCAGCAGAACCAACCUUUCGGACAAAUUUUGAAGCACUGCGACUUCAUCAACCAGAUCAGCAAGGAGCGACAGACAUCGAGCGCCAACUCUUCAUUUCGUGUGCGCGACUACCGUGAUCUGCUGGCUGCCAUCGUGCAGCUUCAGGAUACGGUCAACGGUUUGAUUGACCGUGAUAGAAGCGGACUUUCGGGAGCGGCAGCCGCCGCGGCUCCGAACGGUAUCAAGCAGAUACUGGAAAAGAAGGAGGGUUUGUUCCGAAAGAACAUGAUGGGAAAGCGUGUCAACUUUGCUGCCCGAAGUGUCAUCUCUCCUGACCCUAACAUCGAAACUAAUGAGAUCGGUGUGCCGCUGGUCUUCGCGAAGAAGCUGACCUACCCUGAACCGGUGACAAACCACAACUUCUGGGAGAUGAAGCAGGCGGUUAUCAACGGCCCCGACAAAUACCCCGGUGCUAUGGCAAUCGAGAACGAGGUGGGACAGGUCACGAACCUCAAGUUCAAGAGUUUGGAUGAGCGAACCGCGUUGGCCAACCAGCUGUUGGCACCGUCGAACUGGCGCAUCAAGGGAAAUCGCAACAAGAAGGUCUACCGCCAUCUGACCACCGGCGACGUUGUCCUGAUGAAUCGUCAGCCCACGCUCCAUAAGCCUUCUAUCAUGGGUCACAAGGCGCGUGUGCUCCCCAACGAAAAGGUCAUUCGCAUGCACUACGCAAACUGUAACACCUACAACGCUGAUUUCGAUGGUGAUGAGAUGAACAUGCAUUUCCCACAGAACGAGCUUGCUCGGUCAGAGGCUAUGAUGCUUGCGGACGCGGACCACCAAUAUCUUGUUGCGACGUCUGGAAAACCCCUGCGUGGUUUGAUCCAGGAUCAUAUCUCGAUGGGAACGUGGUUCACUUGCCGAGAUAGUUUCUUUGAUGAGGAUGAUUACCACCAACUACUCUACAAUUGCUUGAGACCGGAGAACUCGCAUACCAUCACGGAGCGCAUCCAGUUGGUUGACCCGACCAUCAUUCGCCCGAAGCCCCUUUGGACAGGAAAGCAGAUCAUCACAACCAUUCUCAAGAACAUCAUGCCCCCGGGAAGAGCUGGUCUGAACAUGACGAGUAAGUCCUCGACGCCCGGCGACCGAUGGGGCGAAGGCAACGAAGAGGGAAAUGUCAUUUUCGAUGAUGGCGAGUUCCUCUGCGGUAUUCUCGACAAGAAACAGCUUGGACCUACCGCUGGUGGUCUCAUUGACUCUAUUCACGAAAUCUACGGUCACACUAUCGCAGGAAGACUGAUUGGUAUUCUUGGACGUCUCCUGACGAGAUUCCUGAACAUGCGAGCAUUCACUUGCGGUAUCGACGAUCUUCGUCUGACUAAGGAAGGUGAUCGCACUCGUAAGGAAGUCCUCAAGAAGGCUGAUGCCAUUGGUCGCGAAGUUGCGCUGAAGUACGUGACUCUCGACAACGCUAACGUACCCGAUGAGGACGCCGAAUUGCGACGACGUUUGGAGGAAGUGCUUCGAGACGAAGAGAAACAGGCUGGCUUGGAUAGCGUUUCGAACGCUCGCACCGCUACGCUGUCUACCGAGAUCACCAAGUCCUGCCUUCCGGGCGGAUUAGCGAAGCCUUUCCCGUGGAACCAGAUGCAGUCGAUGACCAUUUCUGGCGCCAAGGGUUCCGGUGUUAACGCGAACCUGAUUUCUUGCAACCUGGGUCAACAGGUUUUGGAAGGUCGCCGUGUUCCUGUCAUGAUCAGUGGUAAGACCCUGCCGUCGUUCAGGGCUUUCGACACGAACCCUAUGGCUGGUGGUUAUGUCUGCGGUCGUUUCUUGACUGGCAUCAAGCCCCAAGAGUACUACUUCCACGCCAUGGCCGGUCGUGAGGGUCUUAUCGAUACCGCCGUCAAGACCUCUAGAUCUGGUUACUUGCAGCGUUGCUUGAUCAAGGGUAUGGAAGGCUUGAGGGCCGAAUAUGAUACCUCCGUCCGAGAAGGAUCCGAUGGAUCCAUCGUGCAGUUCCUGUACGGUGAGGACGGUCUGGAUAUCACGAAGCAGGUUCAUCUUAAGAAUUUCGAUUUCUUGGCAUCGAACUACAAGUCCAUCAUGUCUCAAGUCAACCUGACCAGCGACUUCCAGAACCUAGCGAAGGAUGAAGUCACCAAUUGGCACAAGGACGCUAUGAAGGCUGUGCGCAAACACGGAGUUGAUGCCAAGGACCCCGUACUCUCUCUCUAUCACCCCGGUGGUAACCUGGGCAGUACGUCAGAAUUCUUCUCGCAAGCGCUCAAGAAGUACGAGGAUACCAAUCCCCGCGAUCUCUUGAAGGACAAGAAGAAGACCACCACCACUGGACUCAUCGGUAAGAAUGGAAUCAUCAGUAAGAAGUCAUUCAAUACUUUGAUGAACAUGAAGUAUUUGAAGUCCGUCAUCGACCCUGGUGAGGCGGUCGGAAUUAUGGCUGGUCAAUCUAUUGGAGAACCUUCGACUCAGAUGACUCUGAACACUUUCCAUUUGGCUGGUCACUCGGCAAAGAACGUGACGCUGGGUAUUCCUCGACUACGCGAAAUUGUCAUGACUGCUAGCCCCCACAUCAUGACCCCGACCAUGACCCUGGUUAUGAACGAGGAAAUGUCCAAGGAGCACUCCGAAAGGUUUGCCAAGGCAAUCAGCAAGCUCAGUAUCGCGGAGGUUGUUGACAAGGUGACCGUAUCGGAGAAAAUCUCAACCGGCAGCACGAAGGCGAAGGUCUACGACGUCGAAGUCACAUUCUUCCCGGCAGAGGAGUACACUGCGGAGUAUGCUAUCAAGACUAAGGACAUCCAGAACACGCUGCAGAACAAGUUCAUCCCCAAGCUUGUGCGACUCACCCGAGCUGCCCUCAAGAAGCGGGUUGAUGAGAAGACGGUGAAGAACUACUCGACCGCCCAGCCUGAGAUUGGUGCCUCCGUCGGCACCGUCCAGGAGGCCUCUGGUGUCGCCGAUGCGGAGGUUGACGCAGAUGAUGACGACGAAGAGGACGGAGACGAUGCCAAGCGCUCCAAGGGUUCACAGAACCGCUCGAACCAGAUCUCUUAUGAGGGCCCCGAGGACGAGGAAGUUGACAUGAUCCGACGGCUCGACGACCAGGAUGAUAGCGAGGAUGAGGACGAGGGCAGCGAUGGGACCAAGACCAAGACGGGUGAUGUUGAGAUGGCCGAUGCCGAUGACUCCGACUCCGACUCGGAGGAUGAGGAGGCAAAGGACAGCAAACUGCGGGAAGACGAUAUCCGGGGCCGGUACGCGGAAGUCACCAAGUUCAAGUUCAGUCCCAAGAAGGGCAACUCGUGUACCGUCCAGCUGCAGUACGACAUUGCGACUCCCAAGCUUCUUAUCCUGCCUCUGGUCGAGGAGGCCGCCCACAGCGCCGUCAUCCAGAAUAUCCCCGGCCUCGCCAACUGCACGUAUGUCGAUGCCGAUCCGAUCAAGGGCGAGCCCGCCACCGUCAUCACCGACGGUGUCAACCUGCUCGCCAUGCGCGAUUACCAGGACUACAUCAAGCCGCAUUCUCUCUACACCAACUCGAUCUACCACAUGCUGGCCUUGUACGGUGUCGAGGCUGCUCGUGCCACCAUCGUCCGCGAGAUGUCCGAGGUCUUCGAGGGUCACAGUAUCUCCGUUGACAACCGUCACCUGAACCUGAUCGGUGAUGUGAUGACCCAGUCCGGUAGCUUCCGCGGUUUCAACCGUAACGGCCUGGUCAAGGACAGCUCUUCGCCUCUGUCCAAGAUGAGUUUCGAAACCACCGUCGGCUACCUCAAGGAAGCCGUCAUCGAGAGAGACUUUGAUAACCUGAAGAGUCCCAGUAGUCGCAUCGUUGCCGGUCGUCCUGGAAUCGUGGGAACCGGUGCUUUCGACGUCCUUGCUCCUGUGGCUUAAGCAGCUUAAUCCAUUAAUUGUUUAGAUCGGUGUGGAUAAGUGCGUUAUGUGGGUUGUUGUAGCCUGCCUGUAUCAUUUUCUAUUAUCCUUUUCUUUUUGUUGUAUAUGUUCGUCAGCUUGAGUGAGUGAAUGACCGAGUGAGUGAGUGAUUGAUGUGUAUGUGUGUAUUUAUCUAUGCAUUUUCUUUUGUGAUUUCUUUUCCUUGUGUGAUUUUGAUGUGUCCAAUGACCUCUGGAGUUCAGUCUCAGCGGAAUUAAGAAAAAGCCUUGUUUUGUUUUCUUAUCUUUAGAUAGCAUUUUCAUACUAUACUACAAGCAGAACAAAAUUCGUGUAUUUCAUUUUG